AUGAUUCCCAACGCCCACGAAUUUCCUUUACAAGUCAUCGCGGUCCCGUUCCAGUAUCAACUACGGGACAGUGAUGAAGAACAAGUGGUCAUGACCACGGAGAUGAGCUUGUUUCAGGACGGGUUGGGAGAAAAGAUCAACAAACGCGAGGCAGACGGAGAGCCUGAGCUACAAUACGAUCAUAAGCGAUUUAAGUCCGGCACUCAAAAAUCUUACACCGGAGACGAGCUUGUCAGAACACCUAGUGUGGAGGGAUCACUGAAAUAUGAACUAGCCAACACCAUGAAAGAAGCGGAAGCACGAACAGGCGAAUCGGUACAAGGGUGUAACGGUGAAGUGAUGCUGGAGGAUUCUCCGGCAUCGGAAGCCCCGGUCGUUGCCAGUCAUACCGGUACUAAUGGCUCUACGACCAACCCGUCCCUGACGACAGGCGUCCUAAGCGACGACGGGUUGCCUCUGUCACCAAUAGCAUCCCCCAGUAACACUGCGUCGGUCGACGAAAUGUACAUGCUUCGCAAUAAAGUUUCCCAGCACGACUAUCUUGCCACAGUGGCAAAUGCAGCUCACAAGCAACUAUCGCCUGCAGGUUACAGAAACCUUGUGUUUCAGCUAAUAAGCAAGCUGUGCCGAAGUGAACUUUCCGAUCUGGGCACACUUGUGAAGGACCACUUGAAACGCGAUUUCAUCAGCUCACUACCCGUAGAGGUGGCCAUGAACAUUUUGACAAAUUUACGAUUCGAAGAUAUCGCCCAGUGUUUGGCGGUCAGCAAAACUUGGAACAAUCUGAUAAACAACACACCUAAUCUGUGGCGCAAUCUCAUGGUUAGUGAAGGGUUCAUGUCGCUCGACGAAUUCAAAAAAGACUAUCACGAUUCUUCAGACCCAGAACUGCAUUCCAGAGCCGAAAACCAGGUUCGGAUCAACUUCCUACAAAAUUACACGUACUUGAAAAAUUGCUAUAGCGCAAGCUUCAAGCCGCACCGCACAACGCUGCGAGGACACUCUGUAAAGAUCGUUACAUGUCUCCAGUUCGAAGACGACUAUGUCAUCACUGGAGCAGACGAUAAAGUAAUUCGAGUUUACGAUGCUAAUGAAGAGCGUUUCAUCACCCAACUGAGUGGCCACGAUGGCGGUGUGUGGGCUUUGAAAUAUGGUCAAGAUGGGAUCCUAGUGAGCGGGUCCACGGAUCGUAGUGUGCGCGUAUGGAAUAUCAAAGAGGGCAAGUGCACGCACGUUUUCAAAGGGCACACCUCUACUGUGAGGUGCCUGGACAUUGUGGAGCAUCGUGGAGAAAAAUUCAUCAUCACAGGCUCGAGGGAUCAUACGCUGCAUGUGUGGAAGCUUCCGAACCAUCGGUCUCCGAGCUACAAUCCUCACCACUGCGAGGUUUAUAGCACCACAGACUCAAAUCCUUAUUUUGUGGGUAUUUUGAGAGGACACAUGGCUGCUGUCCGCACUGUUUCGGGCCAUGGAAACAUCGUGAUAAGUGGUUCCUACGAUUUUAAUCUUAUGGUGUGGGACAUUGUUCAGAUGAAAUGUCUGUACGUUCUCACGGGCCACACAGACCGCAUCUAUUCGACCAUCUACGACCACGAGCGAAACAGAUGCGUGUCUGCUGGCAUGGACUGCACUGUGAGGGUGUGGGAUCUUUCGGACGUGCGGAAUAAUGGACGUUGCAACGCUAUUGGCUCGAAUAAUGCGGGCUGUGUCAAAGUCACCGGUUCCAUGAUCUUACUCCAAGGUCACACGGCUCUCGUAGGCCUGCUGGGGCUUUCAGACAAGUAUUUGGUGAGUGCUGGGGCCGACGGCAUGCUUCGUGGCUGGGACUCCAACGCCUAUUCGCGCCAGUUUGCCUACCAUUCCAAAGACAUGAGCGCGAUCACCACGUUUUACGCCAACAACAAUCUACUGGUGAGUGGAUCCGAGGGUCAGUUUAACGUGUACAAUCUCAGAGACGGCAAGCCCAUCCAUUCGGAUCUGCUGAGUGAUGCAGACCAGGUGUGGUCUGUUAAGUUCAACAAUCGGAAGUUCGUUGCGGCCGUCGAACGCGAAGGGCACAGUUUCCUAGAGUUUCUCGAUUUCGGCAGACCCCAGGAACAAGAAAUUGAAACUACACACACUCAAGAGCAGUGCUAG
Lachancea lanzarotensis is the source of this 2136-nucleotide messenger RNA. It is a transcript of the gene CDC4, whose product is annotated as LALA0S08e04324g1_1. NCBI's taxonomy places the organism in Eukaryota, Fungi, Ascomycota, Saccharomycetes, Saccharomycetales, Saccharomycetaceae. The transcript has a single exon. Gene Ontology annotation, molecular function: protein binding. The record is from RefSeq and is a predicted model, not a curated record. The coding region runs from base 1 to 2136 and encodes 711 amino acids.